Bombus pyrosoma is the source of this 1947-nucleotide messenger RNA. It is a transcript of the gene Mvb12, whose product is annotated as multivesicular body subunit 12A. The record is from RefSeq and is a predicted model, not a curated record. Lineage: Eukaryota; Metazoa; Arthropoda; Insecta; Hymenoptera; Apidae. The coding region runs from base 503 to 1492 and encodes 329 amino acids. Gene Ontology annotation, biological process: viral budding; virus maturation; receptor catabolic process. The transcript is spliced from 8 exons. Gene Ontology annotation, cellular component: ESCRT I complex; cytosol.
AUCUGUAAUUUCCCACUUGAAAACUUGAAAAUUAGCAUCUGAUUUGAAAAUCUGUAACAUUAAUUCUACUUAUUAAUAAUCUCUUUAAGCCCGAAAUAUAUAUAUAUAUAUAUAAUUAAAACAGUAACUUUAAAUUGUAUUAAAUUUUGAAUAAAAGCAUUGGAAGGAUAAACAAAACACUUUGCGGUUUCUUUAGCUUCAAUAUCAAAGUUGAGUGUCAUGGCCAUGGCCACUGUUGGUCAAAGUAUCACAUUAUCGUACAUUUAAAUUGUAUUAAACAAUUUAUUUAAACAGAUCAAACAAUAAGCAUGCUGAUAAAGGGGUGGCGUAUGAUUCUUAUCCAUUUUCUUAUUGCUUGGGAAUGGGAUUAAUUCACUUCAAAACUGAGUGAUACGUAUAAAACCAAACGAAUAUCCGGCAAAAGCGAAUCGUGUAGGAAAGACGAGGAAAAGUGCCGUGAAGUUUCACGACGUGUAAGGAACGGAAACAGAGGGUUGCAAUAAUGUCUAAAAAGAUUAAUUGCAACAAAAUGUUAGUUCACCAGUUAUCGUCUGUAUUACCUGAUGAUAGGCCCAUCACAGCCAUAAAUAUUGUUGAAGAUAUAGAUAAGUGCCCACCAAAUUUUACAGUGGUAUCACGAACAUAUGACCAAGAUACUGAUGCUGAUCUAUGGAGAGAAAGUGGACUUUUUAUUAAAAAGAAAGGCAGAUACAUAUGUUUUUCAAAGACUGAAGGGUUACCCCAGUGUGUGGUCGAAGAUAUCGUAGUCAUUAAUGAACGAGAUACUCCUCCAGAAGGAUAUAGCAUAAUUUCUUAUACUGUAGAUUCAAUGCAGAAGGCAUGGAGAAAGAAACAGGUGUGCUAUAAAAUUAGAAAUAAGGAACUAUGCUCGAAAGCAGUUACUGAUAUUAUCAUAUGUAGUAGAGUUAUACAUAAGGUUUAUACAUCUAAAAUGGCACCAAACGGAUUUAUUGCUGCUGGUGUUAUUAAUGGAGUUUGUGUUUGCUACAAAACUGUGGAUAUUGUAAAUGGGAAUUCAAAUUCACAGUCAUAUGUUAAUAUAGACUUACUACAAAGUGCUUCUCCAAAUCCAUCAAAUGGGACACCCCAUAGAAUACCGCCCGAGAGGCCACCAAAACCAAAGUUUUCGCCAAAACCAGCAAAUGGGGUUUAUCCAAAAAUUAGUGGAAGUGGAGGAAAGGAUACAGAGGAAUCUAAUGACAGAGAUUAUGAAAUUUUGAGUCCUAGUGCAAGAAUUAGACCUACGAGACCUGCUCCGCAACCCCCUACAUCAACAGUUGUUGGAUCUACAUCAAUUUAUGGUACACUGCCAGGAUCUUCCGAUUUGGAUGGAGUCCCAUUUGUUCUUAAUCCACGUCUUAGUGUUCAUUCUGAUUCUUCUACUAAUAAACUUCCUGUGAUCAAAAUUUGGACUCAGAAAGACUUGGAUAAAGAGUUCUUUUACGAUUUUUGUGCAGAGAGAGAAACUUGAAAAAACCACUGUGCCAAAUUAAUUGCGUGAAAAAUCACGGAAUUUUUCAGCUAUGUCUAUACAGUUGUAUUGAUAAUAUAGCACUAGCCAAGUGUAAUAGAGUGCCUGAACGAGUGAUUCAUACUAACCUACGAAAAUGGAAUUACUUUUAAAACAUUUACUGAUGAAAUGUUCGAAUUUAAAUAUUGUCCAUUUUCUAAAGUACUUUUCUCUUCCAUGCCCUAUUUAGAUUUUGAUACCAGUAACAGUUAGCAUUGUAUUUUUAUAGAGUUGCGUUGUAUUUUUAUAGAUAGUAGAAGUUAUAUAUAUGUAUAUUAUAUAUAAUUGUAUGAUAUGUUCUAGUUGUUUAUAAAUCGCCACAAAAUACUUAAUAUUAUACUGGUGUAUUCCUAUUUCUUAAUCAAACGCAGGAAUCUUUCAAUAAAGUCAUCUUCAAUUUUAUUUCCAACAAAAAA